Messenger RNA from Durusdinium trenchii, 2410 nucleotides. Lineage: Eukaryota; Dinophyceae; Suessiales; Symbiodiniaceae. The record is from the annotation of a GenBank genome assembly.
UUUCGGUGUUCUCAGCCCUCUCAGUGCAGUGAAGUGACGCAAAUGUGUCCUUGCUCCACAAAUGUGGGAGUUGGACGUUUCAUGGCUUGCGCCCCAUUCCGACUCCAAUUCACAAAAGCAGAACAAGAGGGAGACUGAUGGCUGAAGCUUUGCAAGGACUUGAACUAGCUCAUGUACGCUGUGAAUAUUGCUCUAGAUGAGCAUUGACGCAGCUGCAGUUUCAGCCGGUGUUCAUAAGCCAUGGCAGAGCCAGUUGAGGAUUUGCUGCUGGUGUCACAAAUCCGCAGCUUGAGAUGCAAGAACACGCACGUACAGGAACAAACGACGAAGAUGUGCAGUGUCUUAGCGGAUUGGCAAAGCCGCCAGCAGCUCGAGGUCCGCAAAAGGUUGGAUUGCCGCAGGACAAUCAAGGUGAUUGAGCAGUUCGAACAUCUCUCUGCAACCAAACUGGCCUUUGCUGGGUGGAAGCAGCGCCUCAGGGAGCAAAAGCGGCAGGACUUCCUUUUGAUGUCCAAAUUGCCACCAGAAAGCGGCUUGUUGAUACAUGCGUUUCUAUCCUGGAGGUGUGCUGCGACACAGGCACGGCUGGCCUCGACACGGAAGGAGAGAGAUGAGGCAUUUGUGCUUGCUCGCAGAUCGCACCAGGCAUGUGAUGCGAAAUUGGAUGCAAUGCGCCUGCGCCUUCUGAAAGAGCGGAGAUCACGGAGAUUGGCCGACACACGAGCUGCGUUGGCGUGCUUGCAGGUCCUUGCUUCACUGGGCCAGUUGUCCUUUGGUUUGGCUCCUUGUGCUACGACGCCUGAGUUGGCGGCCUUGUGUUUCUGCGCCUGGCAGCUCUCAGUUUCUCAGGCAGCACAGGGCCAUGCCUUGCAAAACCGAAUCGGUGAAGCAGGCGUGCGUUCAUUUGAUGAGCCGAAACGGCAUAAUUUGCGCAUGUCUGUAGACCAAAUCAGCAGAGACCACAAUGCAAAAUGGCACUUGUGCCGCUUGUCCGGAAUGCCAUCGCCGGCGCACCUUUGCUUUGCUGUUUGGAGGUUGUGGUCAUCGUGUCGCUUCCGGUGUGAGAAGUUUCCCGGCAGGCUAUCUGGCAGAAUCACACAAAGGCUGCAAGCAGGGGUGAAACGUCUUUGGCUGCAGCGGUGGCAAAAUGCGCUUUGCCAGCUUCGCUUGUUUAGGUCAACUUCUGGUGCAUUCUUGCGCCGGUGUUUCAGGUAUUGGGCAGAUAUGGCACGUCAGACACACUGGAAGAGAUCUGGUAAACUGCGCGAGCCCGAAGAGAGGAGAGCCAAGGAGACGCUGUGUGCGCUGCUCCUCCUCAGUUUUAGAGGUUUGCAUAUGAAUGCCCAGGUGCAGCGGGCUGAGCGAGAAUGCAUGACGUGCGACGUGGAUGACCGAUCGACCGCAAGACAGCAAGCGGUCAAACCAACGUACGCCACAAAGGCUGUUGGCGGGGAAGAUGACGAAGGCAGCCAGGUGGAACUCUAUGGCCGCAAGCAAACCACGGUUGGUUUUGGCAUGAAACCGCAGCCGAUCGCGCGCCCAAGCGGGUUUUUGCUCCCUGAUUUGCACCUGUUAUGGGUGGCUUUCCAAGCAAUGAAAAUAUUUCCGAGGUGGCCAUCCGUGGGGUUGAGCUCUUCCAAGGCAGAAAAGCAGACGCCGAAACAGGACGGCGCAGGACUCCUGAAAGAAGCUCGAGAAGGAGCGCAAAGAAGGUCGUUGUCAGCGCCAAGUCGAAUGGACUUUCAAGGGAUAUGCAGAGGGGUUCUUCAAGGCUCCUCCCGGCCAGGUCGGGUCUAUCGCAGCUCCGCGCUUCGAGAAAGGCCGCAGGCAGUUGUAACAUCUGCUGGUCGCACCCCUGGCGACAAGGACAAAGCCAAUGUAAGCAACGCAGCCGCCCUUUCGCUUCAGGCGAUCAAAUUCAUCGCUUCGGUGGGUGUCUCAAACCCCGCUGGGCCUUUGCCUCCAGUGGAUUGCGCCUUCUCCGAGGCCCCUUCGGUCUUUUCCAGUCCAGGGAGAAGCUCGGUUUCUGGAGAUUUUCGAGCAGGUUCGCCGCCAGCAAGCCCGGAGCAGUGGCCCUUCAGUGCUCGCAUUGUGGAGAACCCGCUCCGGUAAGCUCAAGUUCAGUGCUGAGUUUUCCACAGAGUUUUUUGGCUGAAUGCGAUGGCCUCCAACCUAGAGUUUUUUGGCUGAAUUCAAACCUUUUAAUUCACUCAAGAUUGCACUCUACAUGUAAAACGCAGACAGGGCAACGCCCUUCCAUGCUGGAAAAGGUUGCAGCAUUGAUAUGAGUGGACCAGCCGAAUCCGUUUGUGCCUUUCUGAAUGAGAGAUGAUCAGGCAAUCGAACAUAUUGGGGGAUGUAUAUAUCCCAUGUCCUUUUUCAAACACAAAAGAUUGGAUUUUGGCAACCC